Molecule: messenger RNA, 324 nt
Organism: Toxoplasma gondii ME49
Lineage: Eukaryota; Apicomplexa; Conoidasida; Eucoccidiorida; Sarcocystidae
Exons: 1
Coding region: 1-324 (107 amino acids)
Source: RefSeq, a predicted model, not a curated record
AUGGGUGGCGGAUUACAUGACGCGAACGUUACCCGCAUAAGAGAACUGCAACAACGCUCGUCAGAGGGGCUGGUGGCGGAGCAAACACCUGUCAACAGAUCGGUGCUUGUAGUCAACGAAGUGCGAGAUGAUGAGCAAGACGAGAAGCAUGUUACCGAUGGAGAGCCAGCAGACGACAUGGAGCCCGAUUUUGAAGAGCAAGAUGACGAAGAUUCUGUCAUUGAUAAAGAGCAAGUCGAAGACGCAGGGCACGGGCCUGAAGAACAGCUGGUGGCUGAUGAAGAAGAGAUACUAGAUGUGCAAGAGUCGGCUCGGCAACAGUAG